AUGGUUCCUGUUUGGAUCUCAUUUCCGAACUUUAAAGCUCACCUUUAUGAAAAAUUUGCCUUAAUGUUCAUUGCUAAAACAGUUGGAAAACUGCUCUUCAUCGAUGAGGCUACGACGAAUGGUUCUCGAUCGAGUCAAGCUCGAGUGCGCGCUGAAUACGAUUGUGGAAAGGCCCCGGUUGAUGAGGUAUGGAUCGUGGUGAAAGAUAGGACAACCAAGGCUGUCAAAAGUGGCUAUAGUCAAAGAGUUGAGUUUUCCAAGAUGCCAGACUACUGUGAUCACUGCUGCCAUGUAGGGCAUUCCAUCUGGGCAUGUUUGGUGUUGGGCAAUAGAUCUGAUAAAAGGAGAUCUGGAGAGCUAAAGCCUUCUAGGGUAUCUAAACAACCGGACUGUACAUAUGCACAUCGGAUCCUAAAACCAAACGAGGAAAGAAUUAUUGAGAAGCGAGGAAGGAUGGAUUGGAGCGAACAUAUUGAAAACAGAAAAAAUCUGGGCCACGAGGAACCAGAGAAACAGAGUCUCCAUUGGCAGAUGGUGCGAAAAUCGACCAAGAGUGGUGCAAAAAAUUCUCAAGGCGUAGAAAUUGAGUAA
This is a messenger RNA of Theobroma umbraticum, 591 nucleotides long. The record is from RefSeq and is a predicted model, not a curated record. Lineage: Eukaryota; Viridiplantae; Streptophyta; Magnoliopsida; Malvales; Malvaceae.